Messenger RNA from Drosophila busckii, 2038 nucleotides. RefSeq lists its product as uncharacterized. NCBI's taxonomy places the organism in Eukaryota, Metazoa, Arthropoda, Insecta, Diptera, Drosophilidae. The record is from RefSeq and is a predicted model, not a curated record. Gene Ontology annotation, molecular function: guanyl-nucleotide exchange factor activity. Gene Ontology annotation, cellular component: cytoplasm.
UGCAGUUGUAGCAAGCGUCGCGUUCAUUUACUUUUUUUUGUGAAAAAAAUUAAGUGAUAAUGUUUACGCCCAGGCAAAAAGGCUAUGGCGAAUCACCACACACGCCGAUCAGUUUCAGCCGUGAGCUGCGUCAGGUAUUGCAGGAGCGAAAUUUAUUGACGGCCAAGUCACGCAAGAAAGUAUGUUCAAUGCUGGACAGCAAUUCAAGCAGCCCUAUUGGGUCGCCAAACCCGGAAGCGGGAAAAAGAAUUGGAUUUCGAUUGCAAGCUGUACAGGAGAUUAUAACUUCGGAGAAGUCCUAUCUGGAGCAGCUGGAGCUGCUCAUGAAUUAUUUUGUUCGGCCGCUAAAGGAACAAGCUAUUAUUGAUGCCUCAAAUCACACGGCGCUGUUUGGUCAGAUUGAGAUGAUACAUAAUCUAAACGGAGAGUUUCUGCGCGAGCUGGAGGCGAAUAUGGAAAACGUUGCACAGGCUUUUCUGAAGAUGGCACCAUUCUUCAAACUAUACUCGGUCUAUGCUUUUGACUAUCGUGGUGCCAUGCUUAUACUGCAAGAACUAACAAAUAAGAAUCCGGUGUUUCGCAAAUUUCUGGAAGAUACGGAGAGCCGACCGGAGAUACAACGAAAGCUAAAUUCGUUGAUGAUUGUGCCUAUACAGCGAGUGCCACGGUACAAGCUACUUUUGGAGCAGGUAUUACUCUACACUAGCCCAGCGGAUCAGGACUAUAAACUGCUCAAGGAAUCUGUCAAAGAGAUUGAAGCAACUGCAUCGCACAUCAACUCCUGCGUGGAGGAGCAGGAAAUCACACAAUACUUGAUACAUAUUCAAAAUUCGCUCGUCAAUCGCACACCCAAUAUUGUCAAACCCUCGCGUCGUGUCAUAAAAGAGGGUAUGUUAUCCAAGAUCACGCACAAAGGGAAUGAAAUAAAGCGCUACUGUGUGCUCAUGUCGGACAUAUUUAUGUACUGCAAGGUACUCAAGGAACGUGCUCCUAACUCUCAAGUGGAAAACUCCUUAGAAUGCUGCUGCAUCUUUCCGCUGAAGAAAUGCAAGGUCUACGAUAUGGCGCGUACCUGGGUGGGAUUCAUACGCGAUGCCAUCGAUUUACAUGUGCAGUGUCGAAAGACAUUACGCAAAGACUCCAGCAAGCGUACGCCUAUACGCAAAAAGGAUAUGAAAAAAUUCGGCGCUGACUACGUGCUGAGUCCCAACAAACGCAAAUGUGAGUUCGAGACUGUUUUUCGUAAUAAGAAUCGAUCCAUAGAGUCUGACGAGGAGGCGGAUGAGUUAGCAAAUAGUGAUUGCUUUCCGCGUAAGCGCAAAAUACCAAGUGCAAGAACUGCUCAGACAAGUAACAAACCGUUGACGGUAAUUGUGAAGCGUCCAGCACCACCCCCUCCCACACCACCAACAGUGCAGCUGCGUCGUCAGGGUACAGCUGAGCAGCCAUCUACUUGCAAAGAGAAUCGCAUAUCCAAACUAUAUAAGAUGAUUUCUACCGACAAGGUAACCAAUGUGCGAGGCAUACUUAAGCGCACCAAGCCCACCAGCACAGUCAGCUCGGCUGAUGCUGAUCCCACUUACGGUUUUGCUAGUCGCUACUCUGAUUCAAAAUCCUAUUUUCGCGCACACAAUGUGGACAACACCAUACCCACAGCCAUUAAGCGUGAGGAUCUGUUUGAUGCAGAGUUGGGCGAUGGUAAUUUUCGCGAUGUGCUCUUUCCGUUGAGAUUGAGUGGUGGUAGUCAGAAGAGUGGCGGUUGGACGACGCCGGGCCAGACAUUAAAAACUUGCCAAGAUGCGCUGUUGUCGCCGCCACAGAAAAAGCGUGUCAAGUUUGAUGAUACUCUGGAUGCAAUGCGUAACAAUGCUUCCGAUCAGAAGCCUUUUGCAUUUCCAAGCAGCGAGAUCAACAAACCGACAUCAUUACGUGAGCGCAUUUAUGACUUUUUUGCUAAUCUUUUUUAGACUUUAAAAUUACAUAUCACAUUAUUACAUAUUUACAAACAUUUUCAUAUCAUUAUUGAACAAUAAAAGCA